This is a messenger RNA of Aspergillus homomorphus CBS 101889, 2274 nucleotides long. RefSeq lists its product as uncharacterized. The coding region runs from base 1 to 2274 and encodes 757 amino acids. The record is from RefSeq and is a predicted model, not a curated record. The transcript is spliced from 2 exons. NCBI's taxonomy places the organism in Eukaryota, Fungi, Ascomycota, Eurotiomycetes, Eurotiales, Aspergillaceae.
AUGGCUAAAGAAACAGACUCGGUGGGAGAUCAACCGCCUGCAUACAAUCAACUUGACCAGUCGCACCUGGCAUUGCCACCUCUAAAUCUCACUCGAGAUGCCGGACCACCUCAGUACACGACAGUCGCAUCUGACCAGUGUGUUGCCCAUCUUAAGCUGCUCGCAGCACUUGCCGAUCUGCGCGACAGCGUGGCCAGCACUCGUGGGAUCUUCGGUAUCCAGGACCCUGAUCCGGAGAUCUUCCAUCCAGAGUCCCAGGAGGCAAAUGAAGCGUGGGCUCGAGUCAAGGAAAAGCGAUGGGCAGUUUAUACCACCCGAGCAGUGGACCGUUAUGCAGCCUGGUGGGAAUUGUGUGCGCCUGCUUCCAUCGCACGGCCUGGGCUCAGCAACCUCAAGAACCCCAGCUACGGAAAGAUAACGGACUGUGACAAGCCCCUGGAAUGGCUGCAGGACAAUCUGCCCCCUCUCGACGUUCUGAUGGUAUGGCAUGCACACAUGCUGAAUCCUCGUGCUUUUCUCGAGGACUGCAUACGGCACGGGAAAAUGAGCUUCUGGGCCAGCGGCCUUCCUUGGGAAGCCGUUAACGCCUCCAUCGACAAUGUAUCGCUCGACUACGAUGCAGGGCCCAACGCGCAGGAGACCUUUCUGCAAAAGACAGGUCACCCCUGGGACAAUCUUGAGGACACAUCCGACAAGUCGUUGACCUGCCCCGGCUGUGGAAAACAGGUCUUCGUCCCUUGGACAGACGGGGGCAUGCUCCUUGCGCUGGACGACGCAUUCGAGCACUGGCACGGCUUCGCAGACAGGGAUUUCCGCCACUCAUGCCCCCAUUGCUCAUACCGCAUCGACCACGAGAGUCUCAAGAUCGCCAAAUUCUGCCGAGACAUCGAAUUGCUCGUGACGAAAGACAUCCCGAUGCCGGGCACCUACUACAACCUGCGAGGGAUUCCUGAGCCCGCCAGCGAUACGCGCCGACGGAGACAGCAGUUCAACUUCCCCAAUCGUCUUCUCGAGGUCGUCGGCACUGAUAUCAUCGACUACGCCAACCCUCGCUGGAACCGCGGUCAGAACCUGACCAUGAAGACAAUCAACGACUACCUCGGGGCGCAGAUCCAGCAGAAAGAGAUCAUGUACAAGUCCAACCCGGGCAGCUGGCAGACGACGCUGCACCCAGAGGAGAAAGUCGCCUACCGGCGCAUGAUGUCGCACUACUGGGACAACAGCUCGCCGCUGGCGCUGGACCUGGUCGGGGCCGUGAUCCGGCAGGGCACCUUCAUCCAGAAGAUGGACCAGAUCGACUGGCUGCACUCGCCGACGCUGCAGUCGACGAUGGACCGGCUCAUCAAGAAAUACCACACCUUCUUCAGCAUCAUGUCACAGAACCCACGGCGCAUGGCCGUGCCGACCCUAGACGUGGACCUAGCCUGGCAUACGCACCAGCUGACACCAGCCCGCUACUUCGCCUUCUCGACCCACCGCACCCGCGAAGACAGCGCCGGUCAACCCAUCCUGAUCGACCACGACGACAAAGUCGACGAGACCAAGCUCUCCGACGGCUUCGAGUGGACGAGCAAGGCCUACAAGAAACUCACCGACGGCGAGAUCUACAGCGAAUGCACCUGCUGGUACUGCGAGGCCGUGCGCGCCGCCACCGACUCCCCCAUCGCCCUCCCUCCCUUCUUCCCUUUCUCCUCCUCCACCUCCUCCCGCGCCCGCCACGCCGCUAGAAGACUCCACGACCGCCCCGACAUCUCCUCCGACCCCAGCAAGAACCCGCACGUCUCCGCCCACAGCGCCGUCCGCCCGCAAACCGCUGACAACACCAAGACCAACGACAGUAAAACCCGUGGUCUGGAUUCCCGCGAAGUCAAGUUCCUGAAACUCCGUCAAGAUUACGAGAAGGCGCGUCGCCGCGCCGAGAAGCGCGGCAGCAAAUCUAAGGAUGGGAAGAAGGAUCCCGACAAUAAAACCGCAGUGGACCCGGUCUACGGGUAUUAUCCUCUGCUGUGGGGGUAUCCCGUCUACGUGCCGUUCUAUGCGCCCUACUCCUGCGACCCUGGCGUGCAUGCCGAUGCGUAUGUUGCGAAUCCUAGCUGUAUGAGUUUCGUGGAGGGAGUGCAUGGGAAUUGUGCUGCGGGGACGUGUGGAGGGGGCGUUGCGGCCGGGAGUUGUGGCGGGAUGGGCGGGACCGGCGGUGGGGGUGGGGGUGGUUGCGGAGGAGGAGGAGGAGGAGGAGGAGGCGGCGGUUGUGGGGGUGGUGGUGGCGGGUGUUGA